This is a messenger RNA of Tetranychus urticae (two-spotted spider mite), 3443 nucleotides long. It is a transcript of the gene Kif3C, whose product is annotated as Kinesin family member 3C. Gene Ontology annotation, molecular function: microtubule binding; microtubule motor activity; ATP binding. The record is from RefSeq and is a predicted model, not a curated record. Gene Ontology annotation, biological process: microtubule-based movement. Lineage: Eukaryota; Metazoa; Arthropoda; Arachnida; Trombidiformes; Tetranychidae.
UUGACUAGGCCAUUUCAAGUGUAAAGGUAAAAAAGCUGUUGAACAAUAAUUAUAAUUGAUUUUGAUUACUGCUAUAGUUUACAAAGUUAAAUUGUCUUGUGUGAUACGAUCUUGUUAUUAACCUUUUGUCUAUCAAAAAACACGAAUCUUAAUAUUUUUGUCCAGUGUGUCACCAUUUUGCCUCGUUGUUUAUAUUUCCAUAUCUUUCAUUUUCCCGUUGUUUCUCUUUGUUAUUCACAAUAUUUUUAAUUAUUUAAACAACUUUGGUUAAUUUAGCCUUGUGAUUUAUUAAUUUUUAAACGUUCGCCUUUACCUUGUCACCAGAAUUCUAGGUUAAUAGAUCAAUUUUUCUCAUAAACUGAUCUACAUGUCUCGAUUUUGUUUUCAUCAAUAAAUCAACUGUUGAGUUCCCUGUUGUUUUACCUCUUCCUUUUUCUUCACCAUUGCUCUUUUUAUUAUUGUACUGGUUGUUGAUCUGUUUAUCAUUACCUUUGCCCGCAAUUGUUUUAAAACAUGGUCAUUUCAUCUCAUCAUAUUGUGACUUUAAUCUCAAAGUAAACCUAAACUUUCUACUUAAAUCUGCGCAAUUGGUGUUUAGUAAAGUACCGGUUCGAUGUGGUUAUUUUGUGACUUUUUUGUCAGCUCAAUGGAUUAAACCUUAAGAAUCUUGUAGUCAGCUAUAGCGAUGAGUUAUGUCUUCAGAGGCAGUCAAAGUUAUAGUUCGAUGCCGGCCUCUCAACCAGAGAGAAAAGGACUUGAAAUGCAAAGUUAUUGUCCAGAUCAACCCUGCUCUUGGCCAAUGCAGCAUCAUUAAUCCUCAUGACCCAGAAGCCCUUCCCAAGCCAUUUACAUUUGAUGGCGCUUAUUUCGUUGAUUCUACGACAGAACAGAUUUAUAACGAAAUUGUAUUUCCCAUUGUUGAGAGUGUUACCGAAGGAUACAAUGGAACCGUAUUUGCUUACGGACAGACAGGAUGUGGUAAAUCAUUUACUAUGCAAGGAAUCACAACUCCGGCAAGCCAAAAGGGAAUCAUUCCUAGAGCAUUUGAGCACAUUUUUGAAGCCAUAGCCGCUACCGAAAACACCAAAUUUCUAGUUCAUGCGUCUUAUCUUGAAAUUUACAAUGAAGAGAUUCGUGAUCUUCUUGGGACUGACUCAAAGAAAAAGUUAGAUCUGAAAGAAGCUCCUGAACAAGGUGUUUUUGUCCCAGGAUUAUCAUGUCACCCAGUACAUGAUGUUAAACAAUGUGAACAAUUAAUGGAACUGGGAUGGAAGAAUCGUUCUGUUGGAGCAACUUUGAUGAAUGCAGACUCAUCACGGUCACAUUCAAUAUUCACAGUUCAACUAGAGCGAAUGCAAACUGGUGAAAUGGCUGAUUUUGAUACAACUAUACGCAAAGGAAAAUUGAAUCUCGUUGAUUUGGCUGGAAGUGAAAGACAGGCUAAAACAGGGGCCACUGGAGAUCGAUUGAAAGAGGCAACAAAAAUUAAUUUGUCUCUUUCUGCUUUGGGUAACGUCAUCUCAGCACUAGUCGAUGGUAAAUGCAAACACAUUCCGUAUAGAGAUUCAAAGUUGACUCGUCUUCUGCAGGACUCAUUAGGAGGUAACACGAAAACUUUGAUGGUUGCUUGCCUUUCACCGGCAGACAAUAAUUAUGAUGAAACCCUUAGUACACUGAGGUAUGCCAAUCGUGCCAAGAAUAUUCAAAACAAACCAACGAUAAAUGAAGAUCCGAAAGAUGCUUUGUUACGCGAGUAUCAAGAGGAAAUUCAAAGACUCAAAUCUCUGCUAUCGACAUCAACAGUUUCUCAAAUAAGCUCAAAUGUAAUUGAUAAUGAUGUACUUGACAAGAUAAAACAAGAAUACGACCAAAAAAUGCAAGAAUUGGUUGAAAAACAUAAAGAGGAACAAGCUAGAAAUGCUCAAUUGAAGAAUGAUAUGAACAAAUUGAAAGAAACUAUGGAGCAAAGGUUGAUUCGGGAGGGAAAUGAGGCCAUAAUACACAAUGAAGGAGAUCCUGAUGAGUUGAUUAAUGAGACUCCAAUUCAAAUCAAUGGACCAAUGGUUUCACCGGUUUCAGAUCUAGACCGAGAAAAGGGAAACAUCGCACAAAUUCAAGCUGAAACAAUAGAAAGGAUUCAAGCACUCCAAGAGAGAAUGGUUGGAGGUGAAAAGGCAAAUGAUCCAGAAUUGAAAGAAAAGCGAACAAAGAGAAAAAGAAUCGCUGAAAGACGAAUGGCCGCAGUUUCUGAAGCUCUUAAAAAGCUUGAUGAUGAUGACCAGUUGUUGCUCAAAGCUUACGGUGAUAUUACAGAGGAAUUAAGGGCCAGAACAGCUUUACUGAAAAGAGCCAAAAGAAAAAUAUCAACCCUGGAAAGUGAAGUAAAAGAUUUACAAAGUGAAUUUGAAACGGAAAGGACAGAUUACUUAGAAACAAUCAGACGGCAAGAUCAACAAAUAAAACUGUUGGCCCAAAUUUUGGACAAAAUUCAACCUUGUGUUCGUAAAGAUUGUAAUUAUGCCAACAUCGACAAGGUUAAAAGUGAAAGCAUCUGGGAUGAAGAUUUACAGAAAUGGCGUCUACCCGAAUUGCUUGUAACCAGAACUAAACUUCCUCCACCUCCAGGCUCGACACCAUUGAUUGGAAGCAGUUUUGGUCAGGUGGGCCGAAUUCAGCCCGGUGGAAGGGAAAAAUCUCUAUUUUCUCGAUCGAUAUCGCCAGGAAGAAGUUUCUCUUCUAAUAAUGUUGAUGAUAUGAUUGAUGAAGAGGAUAAAGAAUCUCUCUCUGAAUUUCGAUUACUUCAAAAGUUUGAGAAAGGAGCGGAAGAAAAUAUUGCAGCAAAUUAUUUCAAGCCAAAAAGACGAGAAGAGUUGCUGAACAAUGUUCGUAAAGUUACUAAUCUCACCGGAGCAAUCAAUGGAAUCAGGCCAAAUCGAUUAACUGGGUUACAUGGCUCAAAAAGUAAUUUAUCCAAUGGAAAUAACCUUAUAAGCAAUAGCCAAGAAAAUCUGAACAACAGUUUAAAGCCGAUUGGUAAUUUUGGUAAAUCGAUGACCACUUCAAUUGUUCAACACGAAUCACCGUUAUUAGCUAAUUCGUCCAUUUCAACGCCAACAUCUACAAAUCAAUCCACAAUAACGAAUGUAAAUGAUAAUCAAGGAGAUAGAAAAUUAAGUAAAUCUUUACCGAGCACUCGGAAUGGUAAAGAAGAUGAUUUUUUCAGUGGAUCAUUAAGUGCUGGUGAAUUACCGAGACGUCCAUUUAGGUUACAAUCCAUUCGAGUUGGAAGAAAAGAAGGAUUAGAACCAAUCAAUGGAGUCUCAAUGAUGUAAAAACAUAAAUAAUUAUAAUGUUUGUUGUUUAAGUUAAAUAUUUUCAACAUUGCUCUGGUAUCAAUAUUUAAUUUGUUUACUGUUGAACUAAAAAUAUGACCAACUAUUGAU